Falco peregrinus (peregrine falcon) is the source of this 1390-nucleotide messenger RNA. It is a transcript of the gene HIGD1A, whose product is annotated as HIG1 hypoxia inducible domain family member 1A. Gene Ontology annotation, cellular component: mitochondrion. The record is from RefSeq and is a predicted model, not a curated record. The transcript has 4 exons. NCBI's taxonomy places the organism in Eukaryota, Metazoa, Chordata, Aves, Falconiformes, Falconidae. The coding region runs from base 159 to 446 and encodes 95 amino acids. Gene Ontology annotation, biological process: mitochondrial respirasome assembly; negative regulation of apoptotic process.
GGCACCCGGGAGCUGAGGGAAGAGCUGUGGCGGGGUGAGACCGCGGCGGGGUGCGGGCACCUGGGGCAGAACCAGGGGCAGAGCCACGACUGGAAGGUGCCUGGGGCUGGAGUGUGUCAGGGGCUCUGUGUGGGAACCUGGGCCUAGAGGAAGUCACCAUGUCAUCUGGUCAGGAAUCCGUUCUCUCAGAGUAUGAAUCUGACACCAGCCAGACAUCAAAGCUGUUAAGAAAAUUUAAAGAGACACCAUUUGUACCCAUCGGGAUGGCUGGCUUCGCCAUGGUGGUUGGCUACGGGCUGUACAAACUGAAGCACAGAGGUGAAAUGAAAAUGUCACUUCACCUGAUUCACAUGCGUGUGGCAGCACAGGGCUUUGUCGUGGGAGCAUUAACAUGUGGUGUGCUGUAUUCAAUGUUUCAGGAGUACGUGGUGAAGCCCAAGGAGUAAUGGAAAGCUGACUGAAAUCUCUGUCCUGGUGGUGGCCUACAUGCUGCAGCUACAAACCUCAUAUCGAGGGGUUCUUGAGGAAAAAAAUAAUACAUGGUAUUAGAGAAUUGCCCUUUAUCUGUUUUGUGUAUGGUACACUGUCCUGAAGCUGGCAGCCUAAAUGACUGUGCACUGGGGGAGCAGGUAUCAAGAGUUUGGCUCUUUCUGAUUGAGACUACCAUAUCCCAUUUUUAGGAGAUGUAGUAUAUUCCCUUUAUCUUCCUCUCAACUGUCAACCCUGUCUUAAAAUUGGUGACUGCUUUUGCUGCAGUUGCCCAAAACUGAAGUCUGAACUAUAUUCUGUUAGGCCACAGGCAGAACGUGGAGGCCAUGUCUGUAAAAUGGUGUCGUGAACGCUUUGCUGCCAUUUUCUAUCCUGUGGAUUUGUCAGCCUCCAGUUUUGUAACUUAGGAAGUUACAUCUAGUACCACUAAAUGACUUCUAAACUAUUGAGAGAUAUAUAAACUUCUAUUUUUUUUUAUUUAAGGCAUAAGUAUUUGGUAUGUUGCAGCUAUUUAAAUGUUAUAUUUAUUCAUUGUUAACGAAGACACAGGCUCCCUAUUUUUAAUACAGAUUUUCAGACUCUUGGAUUACUAUAUUUUGUAACUUUAUUUACAGUGUUCUUCUGAGUAACAUUUAAAUGUAACAUUUAAAAUAUACCUUGUGAAAACUAAACCUCGAUUUGGUGUUCUAAUGCUUUUAGGUAAAAUAUACGAUCUAGCUCUGACUUCUGCGGUAUCAUUCCCCAUAGAAAUUCUGAAUCAUUUAAAUCUGAAAAGCCCCCCCAUCAUCUUCAAUGAGCCAUGAAAACCUUUCUCUGUGAAUUGCCACUGUUAUUUUACAGCCAACCCCCUUGUAUCUCCAAUAGCAGUCAUAAAAAUAAAUGUUUUUACUGAUUGGCUUUA